GCACAGCCACAAUAUGCUCGCCGUUCUCCCGUCCACACCACCACCAUGUUAACCUUAAGGAGGGGACUGGCAGCAUCACGAGCCUUCCGGAGGUUUUCAACUAAGCCCCAUCUGAUUCCGCCAGCCAACCUUACUGAGGGAGAGAAGCUAAUAUAUGACAAAUUGACCGACAAGUUUUUGCCAAGUGAGCUAGACGUGCAAGACAUCUCAGGAGGCUGUGGUGAUUUCUAUGCCAUCAAAAUAGCAAGUGAAGCUUUUAAAGGCCUUUCAACCUUGAACCAGCAUAGACUUGUAACACGAGUACUGAAACAAGAAAUUGAAGGAAUUCAUGGGUUACAGGUCAAGACCAUCUCAUCAGAAUCAGAAUCAUAACUUGGGCGGAUAGUGCUUCUUCGGACACAUACCCGUUUGUGUGGUACAUACGUAUACAAGGUGUUGACGGCAUUUUAUUUCAUUUUAGCCCUAGAAAAAUCUCGUCACCG
Molecule: messenger RNA, 482 nt
Organism: Suillus fuscotomentosus
Lineage: Eukaryota; Fungi; Basidiomycota; Agaricomycetes; Boletales; Suillaceae
Product: bola-like protein
Exons: 3
Coding region: 46-372 (108 amino acids)
Source: RefSeq, a predicted model, not a curated record